AAAAAAUUAAGAUAUAUUUCUCGUUCAUCCAGAAAAAUAGCGUUUUCAUACGUUUUGAUUUAUGAUCUAUAAGUGUCAUAUUAACAGAUAUGUUUUUUCACAAUAAAUAUUCAUAUUCAAAAAGAUAAACAUAAUAAAAAGUUGUUUGGAUAAAAGGAAGAGACAGAAAAAUAAAUCAAAAAAGAAAUCAUUUUGUGGAUGAUCUUUUAAUGUGUUUGCAUGAAUAAAAUGUUCAAAAUAUUUAGAAUAUGAGUGAGGACCACACACGCGAGUAAAAUUUUAAAUAAAUACUUUUGGUCGUGACCUACAGUACUUAAUUUUAAAUUUCUGGAAAAAUCAAAAAAAAUGAUUAAAUGGAUUUUAUAUCGAGAUUGUGUUGUGUUCCGAGAAAAAAAAAUUAAUAUCGAUAUUCGACAGUAAAUAAUUUUAUGCUAUCAUCGUUAAUUAUUCGGGGAGUGCUUUCAACAACAAAUUUUUAAUGACAUUUUUUUGCUGUUGUACAUUUCACCAUCCACUGGCGCCUCAAUAUUUUUUGUAUGGUUGACUGAUGUAUGUUUAUAUUAAGUAUAUGCAUAGAACAUAUAUGUAGUGAUAUAUACGUCUGUUCGGGUAAUUAAUAUGGAAAAAAAUUAUGAAUUUUAGUGCAUUAAUUAAUUUAUUUCAAUUACGGAGUUUAAUGCAAAAGUUAUUUAAAAGCUCAAGAGUAUCCAAUUGAAUCAGUGCAUAAAUUUUAUGACAUAACAGCAAUUAUUGCGCCACUUGAUUUAAAAUAAUUUUUGAUUUAUGGAUUGUUCUGCAUUUACUUAUUAUUCAAUUUAAAUCCGGAACUGCAUUUAAUAUUUGCAUACAGUGGGCAUCUUUUGUUCUGAAAUGACCCACACAAAACAUUAUUUUAUUGCUAUUGUUAAAUUAGAACAAUAAAUUUAAGUACAAAAUGUUUCGAAGUUAUGAAGAAGUAUGUUUUAUUGCAUUACACACCCUCCUUUGCAUCAUUCCUUUAUCACAUUCAAAAUUAUAUCGGUUGCCAAAUGAUCACGAUUUUAAUAGAAUAAAUAUAAAUAGCGCCAAUAGUUUGCCAUAUUAUUUAAAAGUGCCAACAAAUGUAACCGCGAUUGAGGGUUCGAAUGUAAUUUUAUCAUGUCAUAUUGAAAAUUUAGGUGAUAAAAUGGUUUUCUGGAUCAGAAAUACUGAUUUACAAAUUCUAACCGCCGGAUUGGCAACGUUUUCAUCCGACACACGAUUUAGAGUUAAUCAUGAAAAUACAAUUGAUGAAAAGGAUUGGAGUCUGCUCAUCACAAAUGUUAGAUUAGAAGACGCAUCGACUUAUGAAUGUCAGAUAAAUACGGAAGUAAAAAUGAAGCUCAACAUAAAUCUUACAGUUAAAGAAUAUGUUGAGAUGAUGGAAAUGGAUUCACCUUUUCUUCCAAAUUACGGCGCAGCGAUUGAUGGAAAGAAUUUAAAUGUUUUAAAACGAGGACAAACGAUCACGCUCACGUGUAAAGUUUUAACAGAGCAUGAAAACAGUAACAAACAUUCCAGUCAAAUUGAUUGGAUGAAAGACGAAGAGCUCGUAAGCUUGAAGACGCGAAACGGCGGAAUAAGUAUCAAUACAGUGUGGUCUGGAAAGAGUGGUUCAAGCAAGCUCACACUAUCUGAGCUGCAAGAGAAUGAUGAAGGGAAUUAUUCAUGUACUUCAAAUGGCUUCGUAUCAGAUGCCGUCACGGUUAGAAUCAUUACAGGAAUAGAAGAGAAAUUCGAUCAGCUUGUCACAACAGAAAAUAAAGCAAAUAUCAGGUGUAUCAACUUAGCGAGUUUCGUUCAUAUAUUUACUCUAAUUCUAAUAAAUAUUAUUUAAGAUUAAGAAUAUAAUUUUUUAUGUAAAAUAUAAAAUCUAUCUACCUGCAAUAAAA
Messenger RNA from Chironomus riparius, 1910 nucleotides. NCBI's taxonomy places the organism in Eukaryota, Metazoa, Arthropoda, Insecta, Diptera, Chironomidae. The record is from the annotation of a GenBank genome assembly.